Messenger RNA from Triticum aestivum (bread wheat), 2096 nucleotides. Its product is annotated as cytochrome P450 704C1. NCBI's taxonomy places the organism in Eukaryota, Viridiplantae, Streptophyta, Magnoliopsida, Poales, Poaceae. The record is from RefSeq and is a predicted model, not a curated record. Gene Ontology annotation, molecular function: oxidoreductase activity, acting on paired donors, with incorporation or reduction of molecular oxygen; heme binding; monooxygenase activity. Bases 914 to 1372 code for a protein of 152 amino acids. The transcript is spliced from 3 exons.
CAUGAAGAAAGAGAUAAUGCCAAGGCAACAAUUAUUCGUAUCUUGCAUGGCUUGGGUCCUUACAAGGCUACUUCCUUUCAGCUCGAGUCCAUGGGUGCUAAGCCAACCAAUUCAUCAAGCAAAACCUGCAUUUUCAUGUGCUUCCACAAAAUGCAAUGCAAACUUAGCGGUGAUCAUUAAGGGCAACCCAAAAAGGAAAAGAUAAAAAUUCAAAGUAUAUAUGCAUUGAAAAUAUAAGGAAGCGAGCCCUUACUCUACAAUCAGGGGAGGUACUCAGAGCAUUGGCAAUAUUUUCGUUACAGGAAUAAAAAACUUCAAGAUAUGAAAUCAACAUCAAUUAUGCCCUGGUCCGUAAAGCUUUUGAUAUGCCAGUAAGCGUGCACGUGAAAUUCACGUGUGUCUAGAUAAAAUAUCCUUUUAUUUUGCGGGGAGUAUAGAUAGAAUAUUCAAUUGUAAAAAUCAAAAAUAUUACCAACGAAUGUGCAUUUGAGGUUUCAGAAAAGCUAUAACUAAUAAAAUUUAUACUUUGUAGUACUGCCAAAGUUUAUUUCAUUCAUUUCCUGACUGAUGACAAUACGAGUCAUCCAUUCUCUGCCAAAGUUGUAUUUGCGCGACUCUCAAAAAAAAGUUUCUGCAGUUUUGGCAUGCGGUACCCUGAAUUUAUUGCAUACAUGCAGCUCUCCACUUAUGCCUACUGCAUAGUAUAUCCAUUUUAUCACUGUUCGCCAUAAUUUAGUUUUAGUAACUCCACUGUUAAAUGUGAAGUUAACCAGCAUGGAUUUUUUUACAUAAGAGAGAUUCUGCAUCUAGCUUCAGCCUUCGGCUCAGUUACAGAUUAAUAACAGUACCAGCGCAUCAAGGACAAGAUCGCGCGGGAGGUGCACUACAUCCAGGACAAGACGCCAUCGGCAGCAUGCACUACCUCCACGCCGCGCUCACGGAGACCCUCCGUCUGUACCCGGCGGUGCCCGUCGAUGUCAAGUGCUGCUUCUCGGAUGACACAUUGCCCGACGGGCACGCCGUGAGGAGAGGGGACAUGGUGAACUACCACCCCUACACCAUGGGCCGGAUGAAUUUCCUGUGGGGCGACCACGCCGAGGAGUUCAGGCUGGAGAGGUGGCACGACGACGACGGCGUGUUUGUCCCGGAGAGCCCCUACAAGUUCAUCGCUUUCCAGGCGGGGCCUCGGAUCUGCUUGGGAAAGGAGUUCGCCUACAGGCAGAUGAAGAUAUUUGCAGCUGUUCUUCUCUACUUCUUCAGGUUUGAGAUGUGGGAGCACAACUCCACGGUGGGGUACCGCCCGAUGCUCACGCUAAAAAUGGAGGGCCCGCUCUAUGUUCGUGCGUCGCCCCGGCGAUCUACCAGGAACUAGCGUGCUUGCUACUAUGAGAAGUCCAGUCUCCAAAACGUUUGGAUGUUCCCCUGUUCCGUUGUGAUGAGCACUGAUAAUAUGACUAGUGGCAGCACUAACAUAAACUCUAGCAGGGUUGCCGUAUGGUUCUGUCUUUUACCACAGCCGUCGAUAGGAAGACUGGUGGGACAAGAAUGCACUCUGGCAAAAUCCCCAACUGUCUUUUACACUGCUUUUUUUUUUUCAUAAUGCUGCCGCAGCGCGUAAGAAGAGAAAUAUGAUUAAAAGACACUCUUGGACGACACGGGGGUAUGGAAGGAGGGAAAUGAGCUUGAGGGACAUAUUGUGUUACUUUCGUCAGUUGUUCACGUCAUCCGAGAUGCAGGAUAGUGUGCUGGACAAGGUGCCCGUCAUCCGAGAUGCAGAAUAGUGUGCUGGACAAGGUGCCCCAUAAGACUGGUCAUAAUGGGGAGUAUCACAUAUUAAUAUGCAUAUCAUGCAUAUGAUACUAGCGUAUGAUACUAUAUCUAUAAUGCAUAGUAUCAUAGAUUAGUAUCAUAGAUGGUCUCAUUUAUUACCAUGCAUGAUAGAUAGUAGCAUCACACUUAUUAUAUUACGGUAUCCACCUGUGUUACUAUAACCAUCUCUCUCUUCUUUAAUUCCCUGCCACAUAAGCAUGUUUGUGAGUCUCAAAUGCAUGAUACUACUUAUGUUACCCCACUAUGGCCAGCCUAAGGUUUUGAGA